UUUAUUUAUUGUAUUGUAUAUCAUAUAUCAAGAUAUUAUUUUGCCUUAUUAUCACCAAUGGCUGAUCCCAUUAGCUUAUCUUAUGAUGACUUUGUGUCUACACAUUCAAACCAAUUGUUGUCAUCAGAUGUACCGCAAAAAUUCUGGCCAACACUUUAUCGCAAAUUAAUUACUGAAACAUUUGAUGCGGGAAUUGAUUUUAGGAUAGAAAAGAUUGUCUUUGAAGAUACCAUUGAUGUCGAUGUGAUUAAUGGAGAUUACGAACAACAAGAUGGUAAUGACGACAAUGUUGAUGAUAGUCACCAAACAUAUCGAGUCAUUUGUAUUAAAGAAGAUGGUAUUGAAGUGAACGGUCAGACCAGUGAUGGUAUAUAUCUUAUCGAUCAUAUGAUUACAUACAGAACUGAAGAAAUUUGUAAUAUAUUGAUACAAAGCAAUGGAUUAAUUGAGAGAUUAUGUAAUUUAUUUGAAAUGAGUUGCGAUGCAGAUAUCGACAACAAUCUAGAGCUCAAGCAAGUGAUAGCCCGAAGAGUGGCCAAAGAGUUGUGGAAAUGGAACCAAAGCUAUUCCAUUGAGAGCCAAGAAGUGGAAAAUUCAUUACCCGUUUGGUAUCUCAUGGAUGAGUUCGGUAGUCGUAUCGGACACUCAUUUGAGGCCAACUGCCGAUGUGUUCCCUUUUAUUUUAUUCCCCAAAGAAUUGCUUAUUCAUUACUAUUUGCCAAAAGUAAUAUCUCUUUUGAAGAAGAAGUGACUCGUAAUUAUAUCGAGGGAUCACUUAAUGAGGAGUUUACUGAACACAAGGACUUGUUAUCUAAAGCAUUGAUGAUUCCCUGGAUUUACGAUGACUUAUCUCAAGUGGACUCAAACCAAACUGAACCCGACAUCGCCUUCAUUAGGAGGGGAAGAGUCGAGGAAAGUAUUGUUGACAGCAAUGCAAUGGUUUUACCGAAAUUACCUGAAAACAGAAAAUUGAAAGUUUAUUCUCAAUAUAAAUAUAUUAAUUCAUAUUUAACUAACAAAUCAUUUGAAAUGACUGAUCAUUUGUCUGACGCCGAUAUCCUAUGGUUGAGCACUCAUUUCAAAGAGUUUAGGGAACUUCAUAAUGAAAAAUCUAAUGUCUUUAUCAAUCAGUUCCCAUUUGAACACAUAAUUACUGUUAAAGAUUUGUUUGCUAUUGUUUGCAGACGUAAAAACUCUAGUGAUUCCGUAGAUGAGAAUACUUUAGAGACAAGUCCUGAAUGGUUGGCCACUACUUAUAAUUUGCAGACAGAGAUUGUUAAGUUUGUCGCUUAUUUUCAGAAGCGAGCAAAACGUCAUUUGAAUAAUCUUUGGAUUAUAAAACCAUGGAAUUUGGCCCGAAGUCUGGACACAGUUAUCACCGAUGACUUGAAUUGUAUAAUUCGUUUACGAAAUACAAUUCCUAAAGUUGUCUGUAAAUACAUCACCGAACCGGUUCUCUUUCAGAGGUCGGACCUAAACAACGCUUUAGUUAAGUUUGACAUCCGAUAUAUUGUUCUCUUGAGAUCCAUAUCACCUCUCGAAGUGUAUGUCUAUAAAUAUUUUUGGCUCAGAUUUUCUAACAAAGCCUUUUCUUUGGAUAACUUUGAUGACUAUGAAAAACAUUUCACAGUUAUGAAUUAUAAAGUAAGACCAGAAGGAGAUCUCACACCUGAUAAUCAACAAAAUAACUCACAAUUUAAACAAAUAUAUUGUAAAGAUUUUAUCCAAGAAUUUAACAAACAGUACGAACCAGACUAUGAUUGGAAUACAAUUGAAAAGGAUAUAUACAAGACAUUGAAGAUUGCAUUUGAAUGCGCGACUCUUAGACCACCUCCUCAUGGAAUUGGAGAUAAUCCUCAGUCCAGAGCCUUAUACGGAGUCGACAUUAUGUUAAAGUGGAAAACUGAUAGCCAAACAAAGCGUCGUUAUAUUCAACCUGUUUUACUUGAGAUGAAUUGGGCCCCCGAUUGUCAAAGAGCUUGUCUUUACUACAACCACUUCUUUAAUGAUAUUUUUUCGACACUAUUUCUUAAGGAUUUUAAUACAAAAGAAAAUAAUGUCAUACUUUUAUAAUUAUUAUUUUUGAAAAAAUCAAUACAUAAAUGAAUU
Oppia nitens is the source of this 2109-nucleotide messenger RNA. It is a transcript of the gene TTLL12, whose product is annotated as tubulin--tyrosine ligase-like protein 12. NCBI's taxonomy places the organism in Eukaryota, Metazoa, Arthropoda, Arachnida, Sarcoptiformes, Oppiidae. Bases 58 to 2073 code for a protein of 671 amino acids. The record is from RefSeq and is a predicted model, not a curated record. The transcript is spliced from 2 exons. Gene Ontology annotation, biological process: protein modification process.